This is a messenger RNA of Ylistrum balloti, 1539 nucleotides long. Its product is annotated as 2-isopropylmalate synthase-like. The record is from RefSeq and is a predicted model, not a curated record. The transcript has a single exon. Bases 1 to 1539 code for a protein of 512 amino acids. Lineage: Eukaryota; Metazoa; Mollusca; Bivalvia; Pectinida; Pectinidae. Gene Ontology annotation, molecular function: 2-isopropylmalate synthase activity. Gene Ontology annotation, biological process: L-leucine biosynthetic process.
AUGGAUACUAUUCAAGUCUUUGAUACUACAUUACGCGAUGGCGAGCAGUCACCCGGAGCGUCCAUGGAGGUAGAACAAAAAGUGAACAUAGCACGUUCACUAGCUGGAAUGGGGGUAGAUGUUAUUGAGGCGGGAUUUCCUAUUUCUUCGCCUAAGCAAUUUGAAGGAACAAAGCUUAUCUGUGAACAAGUAAGAACCUCAACCAUUGCAGGAUUGUCAAGAGCAAUCCAGAAAGAUAUAGAUAUAGCUGCAGAAGCGUUAAAAAAAGCAGCAAACUCUCGGGUGCACACCUUCCUUGCCACCUCCCCAUUACACAGAGAAUAUAAACUAAGAAAAUCUAAAGAGGAAAUUAUUGAAAUAGUAUCAUGGGCAGUAAAGUAUGCAAAGAAUUUAUGCUCUGAAGUUGAAUUCUCUGCCGAAGAUGCCCUGCGAACAGAAAAAGACUAUCUUGCUGAAGUUGUCGAUGCCGCGAUAAAAGCGGGCGCGAGUAUUGUCAACAUACCAGAUACAGUGGGAUAUGCUACCCCUCAAGAAAUAGAAGAAUAUUUUACCUACCUUAGAGAGCAUGUAGACAAAAUCGAUACCAUCAUACUCUCGGCACAUUGCCAUGACGACUUAGGGCUUGCCACCGCCAACACCUUGACUGCUAUAAAAGCAGGAGCUCGUCAAGUGGAAGUAACAGUCAAUGGUAUAGGAGAACGUGCGGGAAAUGCUGCACUCGAGGAAAUAGUAACAGGGAUAGGUAUACGCAAUGAUUUUUGGAAGGUAAGAACAAACGUUGAUCCUAGUAAAAUUUAUACUACAUCUCGACUACUCAGUGCCACAAUAGGUUACCCCAUCCCUCGAAACAAAGCAAUAAUUGGUGAAAACGCUUUUGCUCAUGAAGCAGGAAUACAUCAAGACGGUGUCCUGAAGCAUCGAGGAACAUACGAGAUACUUACUCCUGAUUAUGUAGGGAGAAAAUCAAACAAUAUUGUGCUUGGCAGACAUUCUGGUUUGAACGGCUUGAGGAGCAGGUUAAAACAUCUUAGCAUACACGUUGAAGAAGAAACAUUGCAAGAGCUCUACAAAAAAUUUCUUGAAAUAGCAGAUAAGAAACGAGAAGUAUAUGACAGCGACCUUAUUGCAAUAGUAAGUAAUUUUGAAGAAGAAGAGGAUAAUACCUUUUUCAAAAUCGAACAUUUCUCUAUGUAUUUAGAGCCAAAUACACAGCCUCGAGCAGAAGUAACACUGCGCAUCGGUGAGAAAAACAAAAAAGCAAGCGCCAGUGGUGACGGUCCAAUAGAUGCUAUAUUUAGUGCUAUCUGCUCAUUAGUAGAUUAUACAGUGGUCUUGGAAGAGUAUCAUGUAACAGCGAUAUCUCCUGGAACAAAUGCCCUAGGCGAAGCUGUGGCAGUUACUACUAUUGAGGGUAAGGAAUGCAUUGGAAGAGCUUCCUCCACCGACAUUCUAGAAGCAAGCGCGCAUGCUUUUGUGUAUGCACUGAAUCACUUUCAGUUUUAUCUUCUUCACAGCAACAAUGAACAUAAGGAAUCUUAA